GUCCCGUGUCCCCCGCCGCCCCUGAAGCCAUCAGUCAAGAUGGCGGCGCGUCCCCAGUAUCCCGGCACGCCGCCGCCCCCCGGGGCCCCGCCCGUGGCGCCCCAGCGGUACGGAACACCCCAGGGGGCCCAGGGCACGCCCAUGAGGUACCCCCAGCAGAGCUACCCGCAAAUGAAUGUCCAGCGUGCCCCGUACCCCCCACCAGUUGGCAUGGGAGGCCCUGCCGGGAGCCCCGGCGCUGGCCUGCCGCGCCCUGCGGGUGGCCCGGGGCCCCAGCCUUACAGCGGGGGCAUGGUACGGCCCCCGUCCCUCUCCCAGACCCCAGGCUCCAAAAGACCUGCCUCCUCUGGCUCGUCAAAAAGGUUGAAAAGUGUGUCCCGCAGCGGCAGUGGUGGUGGUGCAGGGGGGGGCGGGCCUCCUCCGGGCGGCCAGGGUGGUGUGCCUUCAGACUAUGGCCAUGUCAGCUCCAAGAAGAAGAAGAAGCUGGCCGAAAAGAUCCUGCCCCAGAAGGUCAGAGAUUUGGUGCCGGAGAGCCAGGCAUACAUGGACCUCCUGGCCUUCGAACGCAAACUGGACGCCACCAUCAUGCGGAAGAGGCUGGACAUUCAGGAAGCACUGAAGCGUCCCAUGAAGGUGAAGAAGAAGCUGCGUAUUUUCAUCUCCAACACCUUCUACCCUGCCCGUGCCGAGGGGGGGGAGGGUGACGAUGCCUCUGUGGCCUCGUGGGAGCUGAGGGUGGAGGGGCGGCUGCUGGAGGACCACAAGCCUCAGCUCCGGCCUCCGCAGAACGACCCCAGUAAGCUGAAGCGCAAGUUCUCCUCGUUCUUCAAGUCCCUCGUCAUUGAGCUGGACAAGGAACUCUAUGGCCCAGACAACCAUCUGGUGGAGUGGCACAGAACAGCCACCACCCAGGAGACAGAUGGCUUCCAGGUGAAGAGGCCAGGUGACAAGAAUGUGAGGUGCACCAUCCUCCUGCUCCUCGACUACCAGCCUCACCAGUUCAAGCUCGACCCCCGCCUGGCGCGUCUGCUCGGGGUGCACACACAGACACGCCCGGUCAUCAUCACAGCCCUCUGGCAGUACAUCAAGACGCACAAGCUGCAGGACAGUCAUGAGCGAGAGUAUAUCAAUUGUGACAAGUACUUGGAGCAGAUCUUUGGUGUGCCGAGGAUGAAGUUCGCCGAGAUCCCUGGACGCCUCAAUCAGCUGCUCUUCCCCCCCGACCCCAUCAUCAUCAACCACACCAUAUCUGUGGAGGGCGUGGACCAGAAGAAGACCUCCUGCUACGACAUUGAUGUGGAGGUGGAUGACAAUUUGAAGACACAAAUGAACAACUUCCUGUUGAGCACCAACUCCCAGCAGGACAUCCAGACACUGGACACCAAGAUCCACGAAACCGUCGAGACAAUAAACUCCCUCAAGACCAACCGCGAGUUCUACCUCUCCUUCGCCAAAGACCCCCAGCAGUUCAUCCAGAAGUGGCUCAUAUCUCAGAACCGAGACUUGAAAACCAUGACAGACGUAGUGGGUAACCCUGAGGAGGAGCGGCGGGCCCAGUACUACUACCAGCCCUGGACCCACGAGGCUGUCAACCGCUAUUUCUACUCCAAGAUACAGCAGAAGCGUGCAGAGCUGGAACAGGCACUCGGCAUCCGGAACAACUGAACGCCCUCCAGGAUACCAAGUUAAAUCUCAACAUUUUAUAAAAUCUGUGCUUCUCAUAUGGUAAUAUAAGGAACUUUUUUUCUAGUAAGUUAAUGUUACUUUGUGUAUGCCAUUCUGUAAUGUAGGCACUUUAGGAAUGUGGUUUUUCAUGUGUAGGUUCUGGUGCAUCUACAAAUAGAUUUUAUUUCAUAAGA
Molecule: messenger RNA, 1859 nt
Organism: Eriocheir sinensis (Chinese mitten crab)
Lineage: Eukaryota; Metazoa; Arthropoda; Malacostraca; Decapoda; Varunidae
Gene: Bap60
Product: brahma-associated protein of 60 kDa-like
Exons: 10
Coding region: 40-1665 (541 amino acids)
Biological process (GO): regulation of transcription by RNA polymerase II
Cellular component (GO): SWI/SNF complex; nucleus
Source: RefSeq, a predicted model, not a curated record